AUGAACUCUUUAUAAAACAUUAUAAUAUAUGUACAAUAGAAGACCAGAUUUAGAAAUAAAAGCACAUUUUUUUAAUUAGUUAUAAUAGAUAGAAACUAGAUUAUAAAAAUUAGGAUAUGGAGCAAAGACUUUUAAUUGGCAAGAAAUAUAUAUAUAAGGAGAUAAUGAUGAAAUAAUAUUGAGGAAUACUUACUUAAAUUCUUAGGCUUAAGGUGUAGCAGAAUUUAAGGAUAAUAAUUCUAACUUAAAAGAAUACAAGUUUAUUUUUUAAUUUAAUUAGAUUAAAAUUUGCCAAUAAAAAACUAUGUAUAUACCUCCAUAUGAUAAAAUAAUAUUCUCAAAAAGUAAAUCAAUUUUUAAAGUUAUUAAAUCAAUUAUUAAAGAUUCUGGUUCUUCAAAAUAAAUUGAUCCAGAAUUUUAGUUACCUUAACAGAAACAAUAAUAAAAAUCUAAUUAUGAAUUAAGUACAUAAAUUCAUGAUUAAUUAAAUCAAAAGCAAAAAUAAAUUGAUAUACAAAAUUAGAGUCCUUUGUAGAUAUCUCCAAUUUAGCCUUAAAGAUCAUAAUCAGUAUAAUAAAUUUGUAAAUUCAUUCAAAUAAUUUAGAACAUAAUUUCAUGGAUUCAAAAGAUCAAUUAUUAUUAAAAUCUUAAAAGUAAAAUUAAUAAACAAUUACUGAAGUACGCCGUCCUUAAACAGCUCCAAAUUAAUUAAAAGCUCCCAGAAUUUAAACUACUCCAUAUAAAGGAAAAAAAAUUUCAGGUUAUAGAAAUGAAAUAGGUUUAUAACCUAAUUCUUAAUUUAAACCUAUGAAAAAAAGAACAUAAUCUCCUAAGGCAGUUUAUAAAGUUAUAAAUCCAUAUGUUUAAAGAUAAUUUAAAGUAAAGACAUUCAAAAAAUGA
Messenger RNA from Paramecium sonneborni, 900 nucleotides. The record is from the annotation of a GenBank genome assembly. Lineage: Eukaryota; Ciliophora; Oligohymenophorea; Peniculida; Parameciidae.